Molecule: messenger RNA, 6828 nt
Organism: Scylla paramamosain (green mud crab)
Lineage: Eukaryota; Metazoa; Arthropoda; Malacostraca; Decapoda; Portunidae
Product: probable glutamate receptor
Exons: 5
Coding region: 484-2310 (608 amino acids)
Cellular component (GO): membrane
Molecular function (GO): ligand-gated monoatomic ion channel activity
Source: RefSeq, a predicted model, not a curated record
AUAUAUAUAUAUAUAUAUAUAUAUAUAUAUAUAUAUAUAUAUAUAACGUUCAUAAAUCACUAAAAUCACAGCAAACAUGUGAAACCCACGUACACUGAGGUUACCUGAGUCUACUCCUUCAGCUCCCCGGCACCGAGCAUCACCUCCAACUGUUCAUGUACUUUCUUCACCGACACAGUGACACGAUAUUCUCCAAGUUGCCCCCCAGAAAGUAUUGAGUUCAGUGCAUGCAGCGCGCUGUGUUCAAGGAAAUUGUCCAUUACUGCAUUGUUGUGUGGUUUUUCAAAAUGAAAAAUCUAUAAAUUAAUUAAUGAAUUGAAAAGACCACCACAAGGAGCGCGUUAUGAGUGACAUUACAGCUGCCCAGUGUGGGUGGGACCUGGAAUCCCCGAUACGAGGAAUUCAUGAACAGUGAAUGAGAGGUUGAUAGAGGAAGCAGCAAGCUGGUGGCGCCACUGUGCGGGUUGCAGGCAGGUAGGCAGGAUGUCAGGGUGGAAGAUCGAGUUACUCAGAAUUGUGUUACUGGUGGGAGUAACAGCAGGAAGAAUACAAUCCCUCGCAUCCCCCUUCCUUAAAGAGUCUUUUCAACUCUCCUCCAGUGAAGUCCUUCUCGAGGAACUUAUUACUGGUCCCCUUCGAGGCCGCGACAUAUUCCUAUUCGUAGAUGAAUAUACCCGCUUCUCAAUGCCGACCCUCCCGAGUGACGCAAACACCAUCCUGAUGGCUACACACAAGGGCUUCAAUGUGGGGCAUUACCCAAACUACUGCUUACGGGGCUCCAGCUACAUAGCUAUUCUCCUAUUCUCCAGAACACCUUCUGAACUUUUCCAUCACCUCUCUCUGUCUGCUGCGUGGAAUCCCACCUUUCUCUUACUAAUAAAUAUGAACGCCACGCAAUCAUCAAUGACUAUUCUGGAUCACGAGGUGGUGCAGCGUUCCAAGCACCUGGUGCUAUUGCAGCCCUUCAAUAAAGGUACCAUAAACACUUUCCUUGUUCUCACCAGCUUUCCCUUCCGUGCGAGGCCUCAUGCUGCCAUGAGUCUAUGGCAUAAAACGUAUUUUCGAUCAGACGCAGACUUAUUCCUAGAUCGUCAUCCCAACAUGGAGGGCGCCACGUUACGCUUGGGUUCUUGGUGCGACGACUAUCCAUUUAUCUAUCUCCGACACCCCAGUGACGAUCAGUGUGUUGGUGCCAACCUGGACACUCUGACCCUGAUCGCCGCCAAACUCAACUUCAGUUACGAAGUACAGAAAGAAACCCAAGACCAGAACUGGGGGGCCUUGGAAAAUGGCCGCUGGACAGGCAUGCUAGGAGAUUUGGUUUAUAAUAAUAAGCACCUCGUAAUCAAUCUUUUCCUUGUUAAUUACGAGCGAUGGCGAGACUUCGACACCACAUAUCCAUACCACGCCGAGGGGUUCGGGUUCUUGGCUCCCCUGCCGCCUCCAGUCCCGCAGUGGAAGAGCAUCACUUAUCCCUUCACGGGCAUCAUGUGGCUGGCCGUGAUCGCCUGCACGCUCAUCGUGUCUCUGCUGUCCGCCCUCCUGCCCGCCGUCAUGGAGAAGGACAGUGUGGACUACGUCAGACACAUCUUGAUGGUGUACGGCGGGAUCCUGCGGCAAGCGGUACAGCUGCGAGGUGUGGAGUGGCUGGCGGCGUGGUGGUUGUCGUGCAUCAUCAUCACCACUGCCUACACCACCAACCUUGUUGCUUUCCUCACUGUGCCUGUGUACCCAACACGAAUGGAGACAGUGGCUGAGCUGGCUCAGUCUCAUCUCAGGCUGACAAUGCAGGACUACGGGAACUUCGUGCCCGCUGCCCUCAAGGAGUCCUCAGACCAGAGUCUCGCUGCUUUGGGCAAUAAGCUUGAUCUGUUCACGUAUGAGCUAGAGUACGACCCAGGGUUCAGAGGCAUCCGCAAUCGUGAACAAGUCUUGAUCGAGACUUACUCAUACCUAAGUAACCUUCAGAUGCAGUACAACGCCACACGUUACUCCUACCUCAUGAAGGAACAGAUCUAUUCUGGUCACAGUGCAUGGUUCCUGCCCAAGAACACGCCUUACACGACCAAGUUCUCGCAUCUCCUCACCAGACUGCGGGAGACCGGGAUCCUUUAUAAAUUUUUCAUAUACCAUUUCCCUCCAAGUGACGGCCAAAAUCAAAGAACCCAGACCCCGAGGCUGCGCGUGGACCAGCUGCAGGGCGCCUUCCUCCUCCUCCUGCUGGGCUUGGCCUUGUCUUUUUCCACAUUUAUGAUAGAAUAUGCAACAAAAAAAUACGAAACAAAUAAACUAGCAGUAUUUCAAUAUUAAUUUGCCUUGUUGUCGCCUUCACAAGGUACUAGCGUUCCUAAAAGUAGGUAAAUCAGAUUAAUAAAUUGAUUCAAUGAGUGAAAUGAGCAAAAGGUAAUUAAAUCAUGAUGUCAUUAGACAUUAAGUUCCUUACUGACAGACAUUGUUUCGGUAACAAUAAAGCCUACUGUCAAUCAACCGCUGUGUUAUGAAUACUCAUGGUGAGAAAGCGUCGAUCUCACACAACCUCACGUAUUUGAAGUUUACGAUUGUAAAAUGCUAAGUUUGGACUAAAAAAUUGAAUUAUUUGUUUAUUAUCAUUCCAUUUUAUUUGUUUGUCUUAUUUUUUUUUAUUAAUUAUUACAAGAACACAGGAAAUCUAAAUAUAGAAUGUAUGUAUUGGAGAAAGAUUAUUCUUCAUUAUAUGAUGUUAUUGAAAUAUAUCAAUCUUCUUUUAGAAUGAGGUUAAGUCAGGGCGCAGUAAUUAUUCCAAAAUUCUUAAUAAGACACAUUUGGUCCAGUCAGUAUUCAGUGGCGUCUAGUUCUAAACUGAUAAGAGCUAUAAUGUUUUAUCUUGAGCCGGAUACACACUUGCGAAGAGAACACUGUAUCGUAACAAAGCCGUGUUGUGCGAUUCGCUUAAUAAGGUCUGGAAAUAUUGAGUCUGUAACCAAACCACGUCGCGUCGCGAACUUUCAUGCACCCCACCUCGCUCAGUCAGUCAGUCUGUGUUUGGAGGCUGUACAUAAGAACAUAAGAAAUAAGGGAAGCUGCAAGAAGCGACCAGGCUUACACGUGGCAGUCCCUGUAUGAAACACACCUACCUAUUUCCAUCUGCUAUCCCCAUCCAUAAACUUGUCUAAUCUUCUCUUAAAGCUCUCUAGCGUCCUAGCACUAACUACAUGUUUACUAAGUCCGUUCCACUCAUCUACCACUCUAUUUGAGAACCAACUUUUUCCUAUCUCCUUCCUAAACCUAAAUUUUUCAAGCUUGAACCGGUUAUUUCUUGUUCUACCCUGGUUGCUGAUCCUAAGAAUUUUGUUUACAUCUCCCUUGUUAUAACCCUUAUACCACUUAAAGACUUAUAUCAGGUCCCCUCUUAACCUACGUCUCUCUAAAGAAUGUAAAUUUAACAGCUUCAACCUCGCCUCGUAUGGAAUACUCCUCAUCCCCUGUAUCCUUUUAGUCAUUCUCCUCUGUACUGAUUCUAAUAGAGCUAUAUCUUUCCUGUAAUGUGGGGACCAGAAUUGCACCGCGUAGUCUAGAUGAGGUCUGACCAGCGCCAAGUAAAACUUUAAUAUUACUUCCGGCCUUCUACUUCUAACACUCCUAAAAAUGAAUCCUAGUACCCUAUUUGUCUUGUUUCUGGCUUCUAUGCAUUGUUUCCCUAGACGGAGUUCAGGGCUAACUAUAACUCCUAAAUCUUUCUCGUACCCUGUACCUACCAGAGUUUGGUUGUCUAAUGUGUACCUAUUGUGUGGGUUUCCUCUACCUACGCUAAGCACUUUGCAUUUAUUGAUAUUAAAUUGCAUUUGCCAUCUAUCCGUCCAUUCAUUCAUUCUAAGUCUGCCUGCAAGGCGGUGGCAUCCGAUUCUGACCUAAUUAAUCUACCUAUCUUUGUGUCAUCCGCAAAUUUACUAACAUCACUACUAAUUCCACUAUCCAAGUCAUUGAUAUACAUUAGAAAUAACAAUGGCCCUAAUACUGAUCCCUGUGGCACCCCACUAAUUACAUAACCCUACUCGGAUUUCGAGCCGUUUAUUACCACUCUCUGUCGCCUGUCACUAAGCCAUGACCCUAUCCAGCCUAACACCUUCCCAUCUAUCCCGUGUGCCCUAACCUUUCUCAGGAGCCUUUGAUGGGGUACCUUGUCAAAUGCUUUACUAAAGUCCAGAUAUAAGAUAUCAUAACUAUCACCAUUAUCUACUGCCUCGUACACCUUACUGUAAAAACUUAACAAGUUUGUCAGGCAAGACUUCUCCUUCGUGAAGCCAUGCUGUGACUGAUUUAUCAAGUUAUGUUUGUCUAAAUAUUCCCUAAUGUUCCUCGCUAUUAUUGACUCUAACAUUUUACCUACAACUGAAGUUAAGCUGACAGGUCUAUAAUUAGACGCUAAAGUUUUAUCUCCUUUCUUAAAGUUGGGUACUACAUUAGCCUGCCUCCACAUUACUGGUACCUCACCCGACUCCAGUGAUUUCCUAAAGACAGAAACUAACGGCUCACUAAUAAUCUCUUUACAUUCCUUAAGUACUCUGGGAUAUAUUUCAUCAGGUCCUGGUGACUUGAACUUUUUUAGCCUAUCUAUCUCCUGUUCCACUAUCUCCCUAGUUAUGGAAAUAUCUGCCAGCUUCUCAUUCUCAUCUGCUCUAAACACCUGUUCACUAUCUGGCAUAUCCUGCAUGUUUUCCUGGGUGAAGACAAUUAAAAAAUAAUCAUUCAGAAGUUUACUUAUUUCCUCCCCAGAACUAACCAGCUCCCCAUCUGCUGCCUUUAAUGGACCUACAGUAUCCUUAUUCUUCGUCCUGUAUACCUGAUAAAAUCCCUUGGGGUCCGUCUUCGCCUGGCUGGCUACCUUUGAUUCAUAAUUGUCCUUAGCUUUCCUCGUUAACUUCCUGACUGUUCUAACUAAUUCAUUAUAUUGUGUCCUUAAAACUUCUUCACCUCCCCUUAAUCUCCUAUAUAUACUUCUCUUACGCCCUAUAUAAUGCUUUAACCUAGCAGUCAUCCAUUUAGGGUCAUUUUUUUGUGAUCUUAUUGUUCUAUACGGGAUAUUUGCUAACUGACCUGUAUGAACUUUAUCUACGAAAUAUCUAUACAAUUCAUCUACAUUUACUUCACCUAGUCCCCUCAUCUCGACCCCUACCAUCCUCUCCACUCCCUCAUCUGCUACUCGCCUCGACCUCACCUCUCUCAUUUCAGCAUGACCUGACAUUCCAACAUACUCACACCUAGCUCCCCCCUUCCUCUUUCCUCCUCCCUUCCAGACACAUCUUCCCUCCUCUUGUCCUACACCCUCACGCCUCACCUCACCUCUCUCAUCCUGCCUUAUCUCCCUGAACUCCGUCCCUGACCUGACCUCACCCUGCAUCCUUUGCCAGUCCACUCCUUGGAGGUACCUUUUUAAUUCUUCAAAAUCUGCUCUCCUAAAGUCAGGUAUUUUACUAGUGUUUUUUUAUUUCUAAAGGUUUUUUCCCAUUUUAAUUUGUACCUAAUUUCCCACUGGUCACUGUUACCUAGCUGUCCUCCAACCUCUAUCUGUGUGCCUGCUUCCUCCCUGUUAGUUAGCAUUAAAUCUAGAAUAUUGUUUCCCCUUGUGGGUUCUACAAUUACCUGUUUUGAAAAAAUUAUCCUGAAUUACCUUAAGAAAUUCCUCUGCUUCCCUGUUACCCACCAUCAGGCUCCAGUCGAUAUUCAUAAAAUUAAAAUCUCCUACCACACAUACCUGACUGUACCUGCCUGCUCUAUUUAUUUCCUGCCACAGUGAGGUGUUAAUUUCCUCUGUACUGUUAAGUGGCCUGUACACUACUCCCAGUGCUACUGACUGUGAUCCUUCCUUAAUAUCUACCCAUAUCGACUCUGUUUUGCUAAAUGUUUUAAUUCUACUGUUAAUACAACACUGUAAUGUGUCCCUAACGUAUAAUGCGAUGCCUCUUCCUCUCCUGUUUUUCCUUGUCUUAACUUCUGGAUUAAAUACUUUUCCUGAAAUACCUAACCAAAUUUGUGUAUAACCAUCUAUAAAAAUUUUGUGUAUAGUGUACAUCUAUAAAAAUUUGUGUAUAACCAUCUAUCUUAACUUCUGGAUUAAAUACUUUUCAUGAAAUAUAUCAAGGUUCUCUACACACGCCAUUCCUCUAAGCAAGUCUAUUUUAUUCACAGAGAGAGAGAGAGAGAGAGAGAGAGAGAGAGAGAGAGAGAGAGGCCAUUUUCUGUCUAUGUCCGUGUGUCUGAUUGUCAUUCUAUUUGCUCUCUCUCUCUCUCUCUCUCUCUCUCUCUCUCUCUCUGUUAUUGGUCAUUCCUUCCAAUUACCUCUCUUCCUUCUCUUCUCUUAUCUUCUUCCUUCCUUUCUUCCUUCAUUUAUUUUCCUCUAUUUCCUCCUCCUCUCAACCAGUAAGAAGAGGGAGAGUAGGAGGAUGAUGAUAUUAGAGAGAGAGAGAGAGAGAGAGAGAGAGAGAGAGAGAGAGAGAGAGAGAGAGAGAGAGAGAGGCCAUUUUCUGUCUAUGUCCGUGUGUCUGAUUGUCAUUCUAUUUGCUCUCUCUCUCUCUCUCUCUCUCUCUCUCUCUCUCUCUCUCUCUCUCUCUCUCUCUCUCUCUCUCUCUCUCUCUCUGUUAUUGGUCAUUCCUUCCAAUUACCUCUCUUCCUUCUCUUCUCUUAUCUUCUUCCUUCCUUUCUUCCUUCAUUUAUUUUCCUCUAUUUCCUCCUCCUCUCAACCAGUAAGAAGAGGGAGAGUAGGAGGAUGAUGAUAUUAGAGAGAGAGAGAGAGAGAGAGAGAGAGAGAGAGAGAGAGAGAGAGAGAGAGAGAGAGAGAGAGAGAGAGAGAGA